AAACACUACAUCCCCCAUCAUGCAGCGCAAUUAAGCGUCGUUCUACUCUUCCUGGUAGCUCUAAGGAGAUAGCGGACGAGCGGUCGAAAAUUUACUGAUGUGUUUAUCUAAAAUCGUAGCAUAACUGUACAGCAACGUGCUACUGUGGAGUUUAGGAAACGAAAAUGAUCCGCUUUAUCCUCAUUCAGAACCGAGCAGGGAAGACACGACUGGCCAAAUGGUACAUGCAGUUUGAUGACGAUGAAAAACAGAAGUUGAUUGAGGAAGUGCAUGCUGUGGUAACUGUCAGGGAUGCCAAACACACUAACUUUGUGGAGUUCAGAAACUUCAAGAUCAUUUACCGGCGUUAUGCUGGUCUGUACUUCUGUAUUUGUGUGGACGUGACUGAUAACAACUUGGCAUACCUCGAGGGAAUCCACAAUUUCGUAGAGGUGCUGAACGAGUAUUUUCACAAUGUGUGCGAACUGGACCUUGUGUUCAACUUCUACAAGGUGUACACAGUGGUGGAUGAGAUGUUCCUUGCAGGAGAGAUCAGGGAGACCAGUCAGACCAAGGUUCUCAAGCAGCUUCUCAUGCUCCAGUCGCUGGAAUAGAAACCAGACAACCAUUCUUCCCUACCUGCCCACUUUUUUGCUGCCCUGGCACCUAAACCGACCUACUCCUCGUUCCUGUCCCUCUGGAAAGUACCCCCUAUUAUAUUCCUGCCUCUACAGAGCCAAUACUUACAGAACUUCAGGAGGGGGAGGGGGGAUUUAGAGAUAGAAAUACACAAUAUUGUUUACAUAUGGAUAUACAGUAUACAGUCCAGUUAAUUGCUUUGUCAUAGCAGUCUAUAUGUUCCAAUAUUCUCUAUUUGUUGUACUGCUAAUGAAGUCAACCAGCGUAAAGGCUGUACAUUUCAACAUGUUGACAUUUCACAUGCCGUCUGAGUUACAGUCAGUUUUAUAUUAUAUUCCCUUUUUCCCCAAAGCCAGAGGCUGCAGAAGUGAGUUACUUCAUGUAGUUAGUCAUUACAUUUAUAUCUCUGGAGUGUGGAAACACUGAUGUAGACCCACCAGUGUGACACUGCUCUCUCCUGCCCUCCUCUCCUCCCUUCAUUAACCUCAACAUUCAUUUAAUAGCACUACUGUAACUAACAAGCAUCAUGUACAAAGAGAGUCCGCCUAUAAUGAUCUAACAUGCACUUAGAAGUUAUAACAACCCUUGCGGCCAUUCCUGUAAACCCAUGUAAAGGAAAGACCACAGAUGUUGUGGUAUUUGAGUCACCAUGGCUACUCUACUGCGUUUUUCUAUCUGGAUCAUAGUACAAGUAAACUACAACUAGAAAGCCCUUUAGAGCAAUUGACCCUGCGCGGCAAGUUCAUAAUUGAACGGAGUGUACUCAGGAUGAGUGCCUUUUUGACGGUGUGUUAUGGCAACCUGUGCUGUGCCAGACGUCCUCACGGCUGAUGAUGAUAAACGCUGUAGGUUAUUUUAGCUCCGUUGGCUUCUGUAAUCAUUUUCAUGGCAUUUAAAAAACUCAUUAUAUUACAUGGUGCUUGUUGGUCACACUUAAAACACAAGGGCACUCAGACGGAAUAAGACCUGGGCACAGACAGUAUAUUUUACAUAAAGCAGUACUGUGAAGUUUGCUUCGUAUGUUGUGUACAUACAGUGUAUCUUGUACGUAUGUUGAAUAUUGUUAAAUUGACACAUUCAUUCCAGAAGAAAUGGUCCUUGCUCACUAUAUGGUCGGGGCAAUAUUUACAUGUUUAAGAUCCAGAAAUUCCCUUAGCAUUGCAUUAAGUAAAUUGGUUUUUAAAUUCCUCUGACAAGCCUCAUGAACUUCAACAAAAAAUCCACUUUUAUUAAUUUCCCUUUGCUGGAGUUAAAGGUUUAUGAAAUGACUUGUCAUACUCUAAUCUAACCAUAUCCAGUCACAAAAGUGGUCUCAAAUGUUACUGUUCAACUUUUGUAUUUUUUUUUUUUUAUAGGCAAUAGUGAAAUAUGUACUGCUUUCCCUCUUGUCCACCUGUGAGUUUGUUGAUGGAAGAUGUGUGUUUGUAUGUUUCACUGUCUCCAGUUCAACCACCCACAUCACUAUGUCCCAUUAUAUGUAAAUAAUAAACAGAUGAAGUGAUACAUGAA
Lates calcarifer (barramundi perch) is the source of this 2127-nucleotide messenger RNA. RefSeq names its product adaptor related protein complex 2 subunit sigma 1 (gene ap2s1). Gene Ontology annotation, biological process: intracellular protein transport; clathrin-dependent endocytosis. The transcript is spliced from 5 exons. Gene Ontology annotation, molecular function: clathrin-cargo adaptor activity. Gene Ontology annotation, cellular component: intracellular membrane-bounded organelle; membrane coat; AP-2 adaptor complex. Bases 165 to 593 code for a protein of 142 amino acids. NCBI's taxonomy places the organism in Eukaryota, Metazoa, Chordata, Actinopteri, Centropomidae. The record is from RefSeq and is a predicted model, not a curated record.